AAAUCUACACAGUGAGGCUGCCCCAGAAUAUUUAUGCAUGCAAGUUUCAUUAACUGUGUUAUUCUACGCUGAUAAACUGGCAGAUAUCGUGAGUGUUGGAUGAAAUCCGGAGUGGAUUAGUGUAAUUCAUUGUCUUCACACUUCUAACCAGAUGGAAGGACGUAAACGGCAAUUUUUCUACCUGUUGCUAGGUGCGAGCGGGAUAAUGCUGAUUUUAACGUCGCAUCUGAUUGGUCGAGAGCGCAGACAGGAUAUCCUCCUAGUAGCUGCUAACUUCCAUAACGGCUCACUUGCCUACCUCACGGCUUUGAACGUUAACGUCAGUUUUCUACGUAGUGGAGAUUUGACGUUACGCAAACGUUUGAUACAUCAAAAACAGGCGGGCUUUUCAGUAAAGGAUGACCUUUUGGGAAAUAGUGAACAUAGUUCAAAUUUUAAAGGAGAUCUCAAUCAUUUGGUUAAUAAAAACACGUUGAGACAACGAAUAUCUUUGAAAAAUUGGUCAAUAGAGACUGGCCAUUAUAAUUCGGGUUAUGAGAAAAUACACAUGGAAAAUAGUGUUACUCAUUUAUUUAAUAAAUCUACGAAUCUUAAAAAGAAAACAAAUGAAUUAUCAAGUGGUAUGGCAGUUAGGAAAAGUGACGUGUCGAAUAAAAAUAUUUCUAAAAUUAUUGAUUCCAAAGUGACACGGAAUGAUGUCAAUAAAUCCUCACUUCGAAGUGAAAACAGCCAACAACAUGGUCUUAAUAUACAAAAUUCAGUUUACAAAAACGAUAUUUACGAACUUGCUUAUAACAAACAGACUCCAAGUAAUAUUUUAUCAAAUGUUUCCAAAGAUGUUAAUAAAUUUACAAAUUUAAAUACAAAAGCUCAUGCAAUUAAAAACAGAAUUGAAGUGAAUACAAACUCAGUAUCUGAUGAAAUCCAGACAAAAAUGGAUAAUGUAUAUCCAGUGAGAAGCGAACAGAAGCAAGUAGAUGUGCUAAAAAUAGUAACUAACAAUGACCAACAUCCGAGUAAAGCCAGAGUACACAAUGAUGCUUCCGCCGAGAUGCAUUACAAAAAAGAGUCCGCUAUUCCUGUUUUCACAAGUAUUAAUGAGCCCCCGACUGGCUCACUGUUUCUAACUCCUCAAAUAACUCUUGUUAGUGGCGAGUCUAGUACAAAAGAAAAGGAACCCUCAGACCGUCAACAGGCUAGCAACGAAGGAUUUGUGCUGAAUGCUGGAUGCUCAUCGAAAAAUACAGGUGUCGAAGACCUAUUAUGCAUGUCUCGACCUAAUUUUCUGCCAAACUUCCGGAAUCCAUGCUGGUACCAGGCCGGGAAACUAAAAUGUUUGCCAUACUUCUACAUCAUGGGCGUGUGCAAAACGGGAACCAGCGACCUAUUUACCAGGAUGUCCCAUCAUCCCCAGAUUGUGACAAACCGCGGGAUUUUCGGGAAGGAGACGUGGUAUUGGUCCUGGAGACGAUAUGGGCAAAUAUCUUUCUGGAAGAAGGCGGUGCCGAAGAUGACUCUGGACGAGUUUAGCGGCAUGUUUGACAGUCAGACGCUUGACAGAGUGAGCAGACGCUUGGAAAACGGCACUCAAUACCACCACCUCGUCACAGGUCAUGGUGACCCUAUGGACUUUUGGGACCAGACGGCAUGGCGCCUAAUUCCCCAGAACGACCCCCGAGCGGAUAUGCCUGAAGUGACCACGCCCAGGCUCGUGCGGCACGUGAAUCCCGAGGUCAAGCUCAUACUACUGUUAAGGGACCCAGUGGAGAGAUUGUUCAGCCUUUACCUUCAUGGCCGGUACGGCACGAAUGCACGUGAAUUCCACGCGGACGUUAUGACGUCAUUGACGAUGCUGAACAAUUGCACGCGCAACAGGGAGCUCAAGGCGUGCUUAUACGACAAGGAAAUGCUUGUGUCACUUCCGACGCCGAUUUCUAGUAGUUUUUACUCAGUUCACUUAAAAGAGUGGUUGAAGGCGUUUCCCAGAAAACAAAUGUUUAUAACUCGGACCGAGGACUUUUCUAGUGAUAUUGCCGGUACCCUUCUACAAAUAUUCCAGUUUCUUCGACUAGAUCCAAUGCCGACAAACGAUAUCUACCGGAUAUCCAAUAUGCCUCACUUUUACGUUUCCAAGGCAAAACAGACAUCCGGUGACGUAUAUCCGGAGACACGCGCGGCCCUCGAAAAAGUCUUUCGGCCAUACAAUACAGAACUCGCUGCCAUCUUGGGCGACCCAAAAUUCGAUUUCAACCAUCGCGAUGUGUGAGAAAAAGAAACAACAACAACAACAACCACAACAACAACAACAAUCACAACAGCAGCAAUAACAUUGUUCAAAGCUAAUUGUGUAUUGAACAAUGAACACUACUGUGUGAAAAGAGGCGAAAAAAUACAGCAAACCGUGCUCGUCACUUAACUAAGCGCGAUCCAGAGCCAGUUUUCACCGAAGAAACUGCCAUUCGUUAAUGUCUUAAAAGCGGUUUCGAACUGAAAGAUUCGGCGCUUCAUAGUGUUUUAUUGUAUGACCACGCCGUUCAUCAAUAGUUCAUAGUUCAUUGGUCGGUUGAAUUAAAACCAAUGCACAGCUUUGAUUAGUCGGCGCCCCGACACUAUUUGAUUUUACUUUAGAAUUACUCCAACUAAGGGACUAGUUCAUAAAUUGUAAAACAAUGCUUUCACUAUUUUCCACGUUGCAUGAUAAAAUGUGAAGUUUAGUAUGUUUUAUAAAACUUAACACUUUAAUUGAUAAUGAAACCUUAAAUUAUAAUAGCUUAUCAUUUUGAAAAUUUUGAUAGGUGUUCCGAUUGAUACCAACUUCCUCCCAAAUAGAUGGAGGUAACAAAGUAAUAUUACAAUAUCCUUUAUGUCUCUAGACCUCCUACGUAUACGCAGUAAUCUCCCUUGGCGACAGCAAAAAGGCGAGUUUUGAAAAAUGAACAUUGAGCGUAAUUGUUUGUUUUAAAAAUGUCAUUCGAAAGAAUGAACUCCAGAUUAUAAGUAUCUUCCAUGGCCGAGAGGGUAAGAUAGGUUCAUUCCGACCUCGAGCGUAGGGUGUUUUGCUGGAACUCUUAAGCAUAGUGAAAAUAAUUGCGUAUGGAUAUGCGACAAUUCGUGGUUGUCAUGGAUAUGCACGCAGUGAUUCAGAUUAUGUUAUUAGUCAAAUCGGCCUUUAAAUAGUUCUAAGGAGAGUAAAGCGUUAUUUAUUGAAAGGUGCGUGAAAUCUGUUUUAUGGUGACAUUUGAAGAGAGAAAUAAUUAAUUAGCGUUCUAAGUAUUGCCACAAGACAAGGUUUCCAUGAUGCUACAGAUGACAGUCUUCAACAAGGGAGAUAAUUACAAUGUGGUGACCAUUAAAAAGGAGUUCCAUACGGGCAUUUUAUCUUCGCCCGUGGGCAAGAUAAGAAUUUCUAGUUUGGUUAAAUUAUUGAACCUACUUAUCUGAGGUGGGUGAAAAGUCCCUCCCAAUGUAUAGUAUUUUUUAUCCCCGUUCUAUUUACUCGUAAGAGUAAAAUGUGUUACAAAAACAUAUACAAUAUAUAAAGCCAGGAAUUCACAUAACAUGCUGGUACAAAUAAAAGGUGAAUUUCAUGCUAUUGAAAUCCAUGCAUUAGACCAUUGACUCUUUUUCUUCCGAAGAAACCUGUGUUUAUUUUUGGUAUAACUUAGUUUGUACCGGAGGAUUAGCUUGGAAAAACCAGAAUAUCUAUACUUCCGGGCUUAAACUAUUGUAACAAUUUUAUCAACC
Molecule: messenger RNA, 3744 nt
Organism: Mya arenaria
Lineage: Eukaryota; Metazoa; Mollusca; Bivalvia; Myida; Myidae
Exons: 8
Coding region: 152-2266 (704 amino acids)
Biological process (GO): hexose biosynthetic process
Molecular function (GO): N-acetylgalactosamine 4-sulfate 6-O-sulfotransferase activity
Source: RefSeq, a predicted model, not a curated record